GAACAAGAGGCCGCUGAAUUAGUAUCAGAUUAAGUGUUCAUCAACUUUUGCAUCGGCCAUGACUAACAACCCAAGAGUUUUGAAAGCCUUUAAGGCGACGAGGGCCUUGGGAAUCCCUGAUAGAUUGGUCAAACCAGUUCUGAAGAAUUUGCUGGCUGUGUAUGAUAAAAAUUGGGAGCUUAUUGAAGAAGACAACUAUAGGACUCUUGUGGAUGCAUAUUUUGAGUCUCAGGAUAAUAAGGGAGAAGAAGAUAAGAGAGAAGUUGAUAUGGGGCACGGUGGGUCUGAAAGACCAACGAAAAAACUGCAUUUGGCUAAUGACGAAGAUCAUGGAGAAAGUGAAAUUCCUUCAAGAAUGGUCAGCCGACAGGCAAGCAUGGAGUCUUCUGAACCUUGUUUAAGAGACGGCAGAGCUGGGUCUAGUUCUCAAAUUCCCCUCAAACAGUCCCGUGACAAAGGAAACAAUCCCACAUCAUCUGCAGUCUCACGUGGUAAUCACAAGAAAGACUUUCUGAUUCCAAAAACAGAGGAAUCCACAAAUUGUGUUCCAGUUUCUGCACAACCAGCUCCAAUGAGACGUCCAGGUUCAUCAGGGGGUUCAACUGGGGGUAACUCUGUCACAUCCUUAGCGUCCUCCGAAGUGGGUACAAGUGGUCGGGAUGCCCUCCAUGUCUCAGGACCAAGUAAGGGACCUUGUAGAAUAGAACAUUCUCAGGUAGAUUUAAAUGGUAUGGGUUCGAGCUGUCUUAUCACUCGUGAGGGAAAGAAGCCAAUUAAAUCUCUCGAUGACAUAUCAAAAUCUACCGAAAAAGUGAAAAUAUCAUUGGCAGAUGAAAUUGGAAAUGAGUCUCUCCCGAAGUUCAAUUAUAUUCCAGAAAAUAUCGUUUACCAACAUGCCAAUGUGAAUAUCUCACUGGCCCGUAUUUCGGAUGAAGACUGCUGCAUUGGUUGUUCAGGAGAUUGUCUUUCAUCAGAAUUUCCAUGUGCAUGCGCUCAAGAAACCGGUGGGGAUUUUGUGUACACAAAACAAGGCCUGCUAAAAGAAGACUUUCUAACGGCUUGCAUGAGGGAACCAGAUAAGCAAAAUUUUUUUUAUUGUCAAGACUGCCCCCAUGAGAGGUUGAAGAAUGAGUACAUGCCUGAAAAAUGCAAAGGUCACCACAUCAGAAAGUUUAUUAAAGAAUGCUGGAGAAAAUGUGGAUGUGACUUGUGGUGUGGAAACCGGGUAGUGCAAAGGGGUAUUUCCUGCAAGUUACAGGUGUUCUUGACUCCUGAAGGAAAAGGCUGGGGUGUCAGAACAUUAGAGGUCUUGCAGAAGGGGACAUUUGUGUGUGAAUAUGUUGGGGAGAUAUUGACCAAUACAGAGUUAUAUGAGCGAAAUACGCACAGCAGUGGAGCUGAGAGGCAUACGUACCCUGUAACACUAGAUGCAGAUUGGGGAUCAGAGCGAGUUUUGAGGGAUGAGGAUGCACUUUGUCUUGAUGCAACAUUUCAUGGAAAUGUUGCAAGAUUUAUCAAUCAUAGAUGCUGUGAUGCAAAUUUGAUUGAUAUCCCAGUUCAAGUGGAGACUCCUGACCGUCACUAUUAUCAUCUUGCCUUUUUUACAACCAGGACAGUGAGUGAUUUUGAAGAGCUGACGUGGGAUUAUGGGAUUGACUUUGAUGAUCUAGAACAUCCUAUUGAGGCAUUUCAGUGUAAUUGCAGAAGUGUAGCUUGUCGGGGCAAAAGACAGAAAGGACGAAAAGUUAGAUGAGCAGUGACCAAGGCUGUACCUUAAACUGGCUUAACUUGACUCUGUGAUAUGGUAGCUGAUGGUUAUGAAGCAUAGCAGCCAAGGCCCAAAACUAGACAAUUUUGUUGAAAGCGAGAAAAUUUAGGCAGAAUGUUGGAGAAGAUUAGAGAUAUUUUGUAGAAGCCAUAGAAGCACACUGGUGAUCAUAAACAGGAUCCUUGUAAUGUUAUCUCAUUCUGUGCGUUUUUGUGGGAACAUUGUAAUCAACUUGAUUUGACUUAUUUCAUCAUCCAAAUUCCCAUUGUCGUUGAAAAGUGAGGAAUGACUUCAGGUUUGAGUUUCAUGCUCCUGAAAGGGACCGACUCUGUCUGUAGUGGUGGAAAAGA
Prunus mume (Japanese apricot) is the source of this 2118-nucleotide messenger RNA. It is a transcript of the gene SUVR4, whose product is annotated as SET-domain containing protein lysine methyltransferase family protein. Gene Ontology annotation, cellular component: nucleus. Gene Ontology annotation, molecular function: zinc ion binding; histone methyltransferase activity; protein binding. NCBI's taxonomy places the organism in Eukaryota, Viridiplantae, Streptophyta, Magnoliopsida, Rosales, Rosaceae. The record is from RefSeq and is a predicted model, not a curated record.